CUCCUCUCGGGCCAGUGCGCAAGCGCAUGCGUCGUGCCCCAUCCUCAGCGCCCGUUGACUCGCGGCCCCGUUUGCCCUCCCGCCAUGGCGGCCGCCGCCGAGGAGCCCUUCCCUUUCCACGGCCUCCUGCCCAAGAAGGAGACCGGCGCCGCCGCCUUCCUCGCCCGCUUUCCCGACUUUGACGGGCGGGGGGUGCUGCUGGCCGUUCUGGACACCGGCGUGGACCCGGGCGCUCCGGGCAUGCAGAUUACAACUGAUGGGAAGCCCAAGAUAAUUGAUAUAAUUGAUACAACUGGCAGUGGUGAUGUAACUACAUGUACUGUUGUAGAAGCUAAAGAUGGAGAAAUCAUCGGUCUCUCUGGAAGAACUUUAAAGAUUCCUGCAAACUGGGUAAAUCCUUCUGGCAAAUAUCAUAUUGGGAUAAAAAAUGGCUAUGACAUAUAUCCUAAAGCUCUCAAGGAGAGGAUUCAGAAAGAACGCAAGGAGAAGCUCUGGGAUCCUCUUCACAGACUGGCUCUAGCAGAGGCUUGUAGGAAACAAGAAGAAUUUGAUGCUGCUCAUAGCUCUCCCUCCCAAGUAAAUAAGCUAAUAAAGGAGGAACUUCAAAAUCAAGUGGAACUGUUAAAUUCUUUUGAGAAAAAAUACAGUGAUCCUGGUCCAGUGUAUGAUUGUGUAGUAUGGUAUGAUGGUGAGACCUGGAGAGCCUGCAUAGAUACAAGUGAGAGUGGUGACUUAGCUAGCUGUACAGUGUUGAGAACCUACAAAGAGGCUCAAGAGUAUGGAUCUUUUGGAACAUCUGAAAUGCUGAAUUAUUCCGUUAAUAUAUAUGAUGAUGGAAACCUUCUUUCAAUUGUGACAAGUGGAGGAGCACACGGAACACACGUGGCUAGUAUUGCAGCAGGAUACUUUCCUGAAGAACCUGAACGAAAUGGUGUGGCUCCUGGAGCUCAGAUUCUUGCAAUCAAGAUUGGUGAUACAAGAUUAAGUACAAUGGAAACUGGCACCGGUUUAAUAAGAGCUAUGAUAGAAGCAAUAAAAUACAAAUGUGAUCUUGUCAACUAUAGCUAUGGAGAGGCAACACAUUGGCCAAAUUCUGGGAGAAUUUGUGAAGUAAUUAAUGAAGCAGUGUGGAAACACAAUGUAAUCUAUGUUUCGAGUGCAGGAAAUAAUGGCCCUUGCCUUUCGACAGUAGGAUGUCCUGGUGGUACUACAUCUAGUGUCAUAGGUGUUGGUGCCUACGUGUCACCUGAUAUGAUGGUUGCUGAAUAUUCUUUGAGAGAAAAACUGCCAGCAAAUCAAUAUACUUGGUCAUCCAGAGGGCCAAGCACUGAUGGAGCCCUUGGAGUAAGUAUCAGUGCCCCAGGAGGUGCUAUUGCUUCUGUUCCAAACUGGACUCUGCGAGGAACACAACUCAUGAAUGGGACAUCCAUGUCUUCUCCCAAUGCAUGUGGAGGCAUUGCAUUAGUACUGUCAGGGCUCAAAGCUAAUGAUAUUCAUUACACUGUUCAUUCUGUCAGAAGAGCCUUAGAAAAUACGGCAGUGAAAGCUGAAAACAUAGAAGUAUUUGCACAAGGACAUGGUGUUAUUCAGGUUGAUAAAGCCUAUGACUACCUCAUUCAGAAUUCAUCAUUCACAAGCAACAUAGGCUUUACUAUUACUGUUGGAAGCAAUCGUGGCAUCUACCUCAGAGACCCUGCCCAGAUAUCUGCACCUUCUGAUCACGGAGUUGGCAUAGAGCCUGUCUUUCCUGAGAAUACAGAAAACACUGAAAGGAUAUCUCUUCAGCUUCAUUUAGCUUUAACUUCAAAUGCACCGUGGGUCCAGUGCCCUAGUCAUUUAGAGCUUAUGAACCAGUGUCGGCACAUUAAUGUUCGUGUGGAUCCACGUGGCCUGAGAGAAGGAGUACAUUAUACAGAGGUGUGUGGAUAUGAUAUAGCAAUGCCUAAUGCAGGCCCUCUCUUCAGAGUUCCAAUAACUGUUGUUAUACCAACAAGAGUAGAUGAAUCAUCAAGCUAUGACCUUGCAUAUACAGAUGUUCAUUUUAAACCUGGCCAAAUCCGAAGGCACUUCAUUGAUGUUCCCCAGGGAGCUACGUGGGCUGAAGUGACAGUAUGUUCAUGUUCAUCUGAUGUGACUGCCAAGUUUGUGCUUCAUGCUGUUCAGCUAGUGAAACAGAAAGCAUACAGAAGUCAUGAAUUCUACAAAUUUUUAUCCUUACCAGAAAAAGGAUCAGUGACUGAAGCAUUCCCUGUCUUAGCUGGAAAAACAAUUGAAUUUUGUGUUGCUCGGUGGUGGGCAAGCCUUAGCGACGUUAGCAUUAAUUACACAAUUUCUUUUCACGGUGUACUUUGUGCUACUCCUCAGCUAAACAUGCAUGCUUCAGAAGGGAUCGUACGGUUUGAUGUUCAGUCCAUGUUGAAGUAUGAAGAUAUUGCUCCAUGCAUAAAUCUGAAAAGCUGGAUUCAAACUCUCAGACCAGUGAGUGCGAAAAUAAAACCUUUGGGUUCCAGAGAUAUUUUACCAAAUAAUCGUCAACUGUAUGAGAUGAUUUUGACCUACAACUUCCAUCAGCCUAAGAGUGGAGAAGUAACACCAAGCUGUCCGCUUCUUUGUGAAUUGUUGUACGAAUCUGAAUUUGAUAGCCAACUGUGGAUUAUUUUUGACCAGAACAAAAGACAAAUGGGGUCAGGAGAUGCCUAUCCACACCAGUAUUCUGUGAAACUGGAAAAAGGAGAUUACACUAUUCGGUUACAAAUUCGUCAUGAGCAGAACAGUGAGCUGGAUCGCAUCAAAGACCUUCCAUUUAUUGUUUCACACAGGCUGUCCAGUACCCUGAGCUUAGAUAUUUAUGAAAACCAUAGUCUUGCUCUCUUAGGAAAGAAGAAAUCCAACAGUUUGACAUUACCGCCAAAACACAGUCAGCCAUUCUUUGUUACAUCUCUGCCUGAUGACAAAAUACCAAAAGGAGCAGGACCAGGAUGUUAUCUUGCAGGAGCUCUUACACUGUCUAAAACAGAACUUGGAAAGAAAGCUGGGCAGUCUGCAGCAAAGCGACAAGGAAAAUUUAAAAAGGAUGUCCUCACUGUUCACUAUCAUCUGAUACCAUCUCCAUCCAAGAGUAAAAAUGGCAGCAAAGAAAAAGAAAGAGAACAGGAAAAAGAAAAAGAUGUAAAAGAAGAAUUUGCUGAAGCUCUACGAGAUCUAAAAAUACAGUGGAUGACCAAGCUGGAUACCCCUGAUGUGUACAACGAGUUGAAAGAAGCCUUUCCUAAUCAUCUUCCACUGUAUGUUGCAAGACUUCAUCAACUGGAUUCUGAAAAGGAACGUAUGAAAAGACUUGAUGAAAUUGUUGAAGCCGCAAAUACUGUAAUCUCUCACAUUGAUCAAACAGCAUUAGCAGUUUAUUUUGCUAUGAAGACUGAUCCCAGACCUGAUGCAACUACUAUAAAAAAUGAAAUGGAAAAACAGAAGACGACUUUAGUGGAUGCGCUUUGUCGAAAAGGAAGUGCCCUGGCUGACCAGCUUCUUCAUCUGCAGACCCAAGAUGGGGCUGCUUCCAGUGAUGCUGAAGGCAAAGAUGAGGAUCAUGAGAGUUGCUCAGAAGCCUUGACAGAGACGUUCUGGGAAACAACAAAAUGGACCGAUCUUUUUGACAGCAAGGUUUUGACUUUUGCCUAUAAGCAUGCAUUGGUAAACAAAAUGUAUGGGAGAGGACUCAAGUUUGCAACAAAACUUGCAGAAGAAAAGCCAACAAAAGACAACUUGAAAAACUGCAUUCAGCUAAUGAAGUUACUUGGAUGGACUCAUUGUGCAACUUUCUCUGAAAACUGGCUUCCUGUUAUGUAUCCCCCUGAUUAUUGUGUAUUCUAGAAAUCUGAAAAUUGUAAACCUAAAGUAAUUAUAUGGGCAGGAUAUGAAAAGAUAAGUUUGAUUUUUUUUUUAUAUAGGAACGCAUGUUUUCAUUACUGAAUGUUGAUUAUUAAAUUGUGUGUAUUUAUCAGUAAAGGCACCUGGGUACAGCUUAAUACCUGUUGACCUGACUCCAGUCAUCAGGGAGUUACCGUAUUGUGCAUCCCAUUGCUGGCAAUGGAUGUGCCAGACUGCCAACACAAAGGAUUUGGAAUUAGGCUGAUGUAGCUUACUGCAUGCAUGUUAGGUUCUUAACUGUUAAUUUUAACUGCAAACAUGUAAAAGCUCUGUAUUUUUUACAGUAAAAUGACUUUUAACACGUUUGAUCUUAAUUUCAUUUUCAAUUGUAUGAAGGCCUUAAAGCUACUGCAGGAGUAGCUAAAAUCUUAUUUAUUAGAUGAAAGUAAUGGGACAUAAUUAUCCGUAUUGUUUGCAAGAGUUUACAUUUGUGGGUUUUUUAUUAUUUUUUUUUUAAAGAAAAAUUCAACCUCUGAAACUGUUAAUACAUGCAGCUCAGAAUUGCUGAUACAUGGGUGCUCUUGUAAAUCUUCAUUUUUGGAGUGAUUUCAGGCAAACUCAAAAAUCCACGUGAACCUGAGUAUCAGGACAGGCUGAUACACGUACCAAGUGCCACACAGUUAAAUCUUAACCAGGUAUUGUAAAGCUAUACAUACAUGUUUAAUAAUGUUAAAAAUGUAAAACAGAGCAGAAUAAAUGUGCAAAGCUGACGAUCAAAGAACACCAUGUGCGCUCUGAUACUUUAAAAGAUUAUUUAAUUAGUAACAAAAACGAAUAACGAAGCUAAAAAUAUUGGUUUAUCCGGGAGUACGUAAAUGAAACUUGCUGAAAGAGAACUCCUUAAAACAGCAGAGGUUCAGUGCAGCCUGGAAGAUCAGUGCUUUCUGUCAGUGCCUCCCUGCUGACUACUUAGGAGCGUUGUUCCUCCAGUGGAGUGAAAUUGGUCUGUUUGAACAGCUCGUACGUAUGAAGCCAAGACAAAUGAGCUACAUUAUUGUCUUGCCAGAUUUCUUGUCAUGUGUGCUGUAGAAUUCAGAUACGGCUACAGCUUUAUAGACAUAAAUGCGCAGAGGGUGGACCGUAAUUCCGCAUCACGUUCCAGACCGCAAGAUGCUGGCAUUCAAUCAAAAUUAGAAGUUGUUUUUUCUUCAGUUCUCUCUUACUGUGGCUUUCAGCAGCUUGACAUUUGAUUCUGGAAAUUCAGCUAGGAUGGAUGUAUCAAACACAUUGCAAAGUUGUUCCAAAAAUUCAUAGUCUGUACUGAAUCUGAAUUUAUUCGCCCAUAGUAAUACUGUCCCUGGCUGACAGAAGUACACUAUUGUUGCUAGCAGGGCGUCCAGAGCAGUAUGAUGGUAUACGACAUCACUUGCCAGUAUAAAAUCAUAAUGGUAAGUUGAUAAGGGGAAGUCUUCAUUGAGGCGUUCUCCCCAAACCAGUUUUCUCACUUCAGGUUUGUGCGUAUUCAUGUUGUUUGUAUUUCUUGAAAUAUUAAAUGAGAGAUUUUCAAGAACUUCAGGCAAAUCAGUAGCUGUAACGUAAGCUCCUAAAGAAUACAUAAAUGUGUUUUAACCUAAAGAUAAAUAACUUUUUUGGUAUUACUUCCCCUGCUUCCCCCUCAGCAAUAACUAAAUCUUUAUUAACAAAACAGGAUUCGACUAACUUUCAUUUUUAUUAAAAAAAGCAGUGGGUAACGUAUUAAUUUCAACUGUUGCUUCAUUGCCUUAAAGUGACAGUUGCAGAUCUCCAUCAUGUUUCAUAAGAAAUCCAAAAGGAAACAGUUUACUAACCUAAGAUGCAAGCCACGAUGGAAACCAAGCCUGUUCCAGCACCGAUUUCCAAAACUUUCUUGUCUUUGAGGUUGAAUCGUUCUUGAUUUGAUUCCAGAUAUUGAGACAAAGCCAGUGCCUGAAAUAGUUACCACGUAUUCAUAAGACGGUAUCGGUUAAGUUGCACAAAAAUUAAUUUGAUGUUUUUAUACUGUAUUUUUUUAUACAGUGGAAAACACUGAUGGCUGUAACAUAAACAUAAUAUGGAAAGAAA
Numida meleagris (helmeted guineafowl) is the source of this 5967-nucleotide messenger RNA. It is a transcript of the gene TPP2, whose product is annotated as tripeptidyl peptidase 2. Gene Ontology annotation, biological process: proteolysis. The record is from RefSeq and is a predicted model, not a curated record. The transcript has 30 exons. Gene Ontology annotation, cellular component: cytosol. Lineage: Eukaryota; Metazoa; Chordata; Aves; Galliformes; Numididae. The coding region runs from base 85 to 3870 and encodes 1261 amino acids. Gene Ontology annotation, molecular function: tripeptidyl-peptidase activity; serine-type endopeptidase activity.